Cygnus olor (mute swan) is the source of this 5048-nucleotide messenger RNA. It is a transcript of the gene MEIG1, whose product is annotated as meiosis/spermiogenesis associated 1. The coding region runs from base 818 to 1213 and encodes 131 amino acids. The record is from RefSeq and is a predicted model, not a curated record. NCBI's taxonomy places the organism in Eukaryota, Metazoa, Chordata, Aves, Anseriformes, Anatidae. The transcript has 4 exons. Gene Ontology annotation, cellular component: nucleus.
GGGGUUGUGGGGUGGGGAUGGGGUCUUGUUGUGGGGUUGGGGGUCGUGAUGUGGGGUUGGGGCCGUGGGAUGGGGUCUUGGGUGGGUUUGGGGUCUGCAAGUCAUUUGUGGGCAUGGUGGAGAGACUGGGGUCCAGUCACAGCUGUGGGUUGGAGGCUGGUGUCAUGGCCACGGGGCUUGGGGUUAAGGUCGUGGUGGUGGGGUAGUCUUAUGGUCAUGCGCUGGGAUAAAUGCCUUCUGCAGCUCCGGCUUAUGGUCAUUGGGACAGAGGAAAUCCCAGCGUCUGCCCUUCAUCACUACCUCUGUACACCCCAUGUUUUUUGAAGGGAUGUUCCUGUCUAAAAGCUCUGCACGUAGAAAGGGGAAAACAGAAAUUUUGUAGAUUAUUAUUGCAAUUUAUUUCGUCACUGACCAUUAAAACACCCCCUCUUUAACAGAGGCAGAGCAGGAAUUGCGUUGGUUGGGGUUUGGCUGCCCCUUGCCUGUAGGUUUCAGAGCAGGGAUUGGAUGUCACGAUUGUGUGGUGGGUGCCCUGCUCUUUCUUGGUCUGUUGUCAUUGUUGGUCUCUAAACGAUAGCAAGGAGCUGACUGGACACAAGGUGCAUGCUGAGCAGUUUGGUGGUUGUGGUGACAGUUUAAGUGCAGUCUUAUCUUUUAGAAGACAUUUUAUUUCUCUUUAUGAACUUUAAGGAAGCAGAGGAAACAGAAUUGGAGAAAGAAGAUUAAAAGAAGCAUUGUGGAACAACCAUUGUAGUAAGACACAAAUACUACACUGUCUCGAGAACUUGAAAGAACGCCUGUGGACAGGCCACCAGCAAUGGUGAGUCAGGAAGUGCCAGGCAUGUCUCGAUGUCUUGGAGAAGCACAUGCAUUAGAUGAACUCAGCACAUCCCGUGAUGAAGUACUUGACCCUAGUAACGUGAAAAAGGCUGAAGCUUCUGCAGUCAUGGCUAAAGCUGACCUCAAGCCAAAAUCUAUACGUCAUGCCAAAAAUUGGUCAGAUGAGGUAGAGAACUUAUACAGAUUUCAGCAAGCUGGAUACAGAGAUGAGUUUGAAUAUAAACAAGUAAAACAAGUUGAUACGGUAGAGUGUUGGCCAGAAACUGGAUUUGUUAAGAAGCUUCAGAGAAGGGACAAUACCUUCUAUUACUACAAUAAGCAAAGAGAAUGCGAAGACAAAGAAGUUCGUAAAGUGAAAGUUUAUAUUUAUUAAUUUUGUUACUGUUCUAAUGUUUGCGUUGUUCUAUAAAUCUGUUGGUUAGGAUCUGUAAGUAAAUGAGAAUUGUGUAAUCUGACUUAAGUACAGAUGUCAUUCGUAGAUAGAAUGGGGAAUGUAGGAAAUGUAGAGUGACCUGGAAUUAUAGACAGGGGAAUUUCAUUUUUUUUCCUGUUAUAAUUAAAAGUAUUAUUAUUCCUAGUUACAAAUGAUUUGAUAUCAAAAAUCAACAAUAAAAAAAUAAUAAUUAAAAAAAAAAAACAUGGCAAAGGGACAUCAUGUAUUUGGGCUGUGUGCGAAGUCCAUUACAGGUAGUCAUUAAUCUUUAUUCUGAACAAUAUGCUCUUGUUGAGAAUGGCUAAUGUCAGCCACGGUCUCUUGGUGUAGCUAAGGACUACGAGGCUCCAGGGGGCCAAAGUAAGGCCGAAAGGCAAACAAACGUUCCCUUGAGAACAGCAGGAAUAACAAGCAGAAAACUUUCAUAAAGGACGCUGAACAGCCAAGCCGCAAGGACCAGUGCUGAACUGCAGAUUUAAACAACUGGUUAUUGUGAUAGAAACAGUUACAACAAGAAACGUCUUUCUGAGCAAUAGGUAAGGUACACCCAAAGUCUUUUUUUUUAUUUACCUCAGAAGCAGUAUUUAAGCGAAGUGAGAGCACAGCCGCCUCCUCCAGUUGCUCCAAAGCCAGGCCUCCGGAGCACAGCAGCCUGGCGCCUGGGGUCUCUGCUCAGCCUGCGGGACGUGGCUGCUGCUUUCCUUGUGCAGGGUCAAGCCAGCAGCAAAGCUGAGCGCGCAUCGCAGAGACGCACAGACAUACAGGACGCUGACAUGGCCCGUCACACAGACUGCUACAACGUGAUGCCUUCAGCAGCACCGCCUGGAAGGAUUCCUAUAAAACAUAAGCACAGCCAGCAGACUCCCUUCUUCCUCUCCAGCUGGCAGGGCCAAGUUAGUGGUGCAGGUGCACACGCGCCACGCUCCAGGUUCACAAGCACACGCACUUCUGCAAAUGAUCUGAGUACCAGCGCGGCCCCUCUGUGUGCCACUCGCCUCGUUCACUCAGCUCUCCGCCAGUAGCUGGUUUUGGGAACACACACCGACCCCGUCCCGGUGGGAUCCCCACUGGUUCCACUGCCUGGCACCAGUUUCCACUCACACACACGCAGGACUCACAAGUAGCUGGCACUUAGUCCCUGCAGCACACGUGAGAGGGAGAGCGCGAUGACACAGAGAGAGAGUUAAGAUUUCAUAAGAAAAGAUUCAGUAAGAAGGUAGGACAGGCCGUGGUGGUCAGGUGCAGGGCUCAGCCAGACAAGCAUAAUGACCAGCGCCAUUUUACACGAAACCGCCUCCCUGUCACACGCUUUUCUGCCUACUGCCCCUCUUUGAUCUGCCUUGCCCUGUAAGUUUUGCCCUGUGGAUCCCACCACCGCCCCUGUCCUGCGUCCUCCUGAUUUCCAGUCUUAGCAGCUGCAACAUCCUGGUUGGUUUUCCUAGGAAUAGUGGCUCUGACUUGUGGAUGGCCCAGCUCUUAGUGCGACAGGCAGGGUUUGUUUCUUGUCUAUGUCUUCGUGAUCGCUUUGUCGGAUCUAUGCCCCAGCCCAGCGUGUUUGCUUAUUGCUUCCAUUUUUUUUUUUUUUUUUUUUUUUUUUUCCCUUUUGCAUCCCAAUUUAGAAGCCGUUUAUCAGCCAGCCCUGCUAGAAUAAACAUUCUCACACUUAGCAAUCACUGGGACUGAGCAGGUUUGUUUCUGGUGUUUGUUUUGUAAUUUGGAAGUCCUCAAUCAGAUAACCCCGCUGGAAUGAACAUUCCCACAUGCCACUUCUUUCCUUAUCAAUGAGUGAAACCCACCAGGUUUGUUUCUGGUCGUUGUCUUUGUUAACACCAAUUGGUCAGGCUUUGUCUGUAAGUGCUUGGUUUUUUUUUUUGUUUUCCUCCUCAUCCCAAGUUUGCAAGGCCCCUAGUCAGCCAAUUUUAAGUCAGACAAAUAAACAGCCUCACCUGCUUCGGAAAUGCUGAUUUUUGUAGGAGUUGGCAGAUUCUUCUGGCAUCGAGAGAGCGAGCUGCCUAGAUUUUAUUACCAAAACUUUUAAGCACAGUGUGUGUGCUGAAAGGUUGAAUCUCCCUGUCAUAUUUAAAAGAUUAGCAGUCAAAAGGAAAGAAAAGCCUUGUAAUUAGUGCUGGAGACCAGUUUACCCUUUGGCAGCCUUCAUGCUGUAUUUGAGAGUUCGCUCACUUCAUUAUAAACCAGAAGAUCUUGUGUUGACAGUGACAGUUUUGGUUAUAAUUGUCCUUUGACAUCUAGUUUGUAUUCAUAUUUCAAGGCAGUUCAUGCUAAAUUUAAGGUUCCUUACAACCCCUUUCAUUUAUUCAAUUACUUAAUUUUUAUCUGGGGCUGUGAAGUCAAAGGGGCUCAUUUUCUGUUUAAAAAGAAGCAACUAUGGGGUUCUUGCCCAAAUGUGUCUGUGAUCUCAAGAUAACAUUAAUCUAGCGUAACGAUGUUUGCUGGAGUUACUCUUCCUGGCAUGGAGUUGGUAUUCAGCUCUGCUUGCUGAGCGUGAAGUUGAUACGCAAGCACUAACAAGUCUUCUGUUACUGUCAUGCUGGAUGUAUCACUUUUAGUCAAAAAGCUAUUAAAAAAAAAGUGUCAAUAUUUAUCUUAUUUCAUAAAUCUUUAACUGAAAUGUCUGUCACCUCGGGUCUUUCAAGCAUAUUGAAGGCUGUCAGCUUACUUGUGUCUUAGCUUAAGGUCUUUAAGUUGCAAAAAAAGGGAUCGGAAUGGGGCUAUCGAGGAAGCUCUGCUUCAUUUUCAGGGUGACGCUCCAGUUCGUGUGGAUUAUCUAGAUAAAUAACUUGUGCUUCUGGAUGCUGUUACAGAAACUCCAUACUCAAUUUUAGUAACUUUAAAAAGAGAAAGGAAAACACAUUUCUCCAUUUUAUUGCCUGGAGAUAAGAAUAUGCGCCAUUUUGUUAAUUAGACUCCAAAGCAAAAGUAAUUCUGUGGAAGUACUUCCAUUGUACUCACCGCAGGGCACACUGCAGUGCUUGCAAUGAACAAACGGGUGGCAGGGCUCCUUCUUAGCAAGUAUUUAACCAGCUACCCACAGGAGUAAGUGGUCUCAUUCUAAUUCACUCCACGGCUUUGUGCAAGGCAAGGAUGAAUGUUUUCUGUGCUUGUUGAAGCUCCUAGAAGGUGGUAAAACAAGCUUUUCCAAGACCUACUUCUUAGGCUUUGUAUUCAACAGUUAAGAGGGAAAUGGCAGGGUUGCAGCCUCUCUGAAUUCAUCAGCUACAAGGAGGGAAUAAAGGCUGUAUUUUUGUGUUCUUGGGUGAAUUUCAAUGUUUUCAGCCUUUACGUGAAUUCAUUGUGCAACAGUAUUGUCUGAAAGUGAUGCUACAGUUAUAUGAUUGCUUUACAGUCACGGCAGCUCAUUACCACACAGAAUGACAGUAUGAACAUUUUAAUACUCACUUUGGUGCCUGAGCAGACAAUUCCAGCCCUGAAGACACUGGAACCUCAACUUUUCAAUGUUUAGACAUAGUUCCCUUGUUUCAAGAUGCUGAAAAUGAUUGACUGGCUUCAGACUCAGUAAAGAUGACUUUAACUCAACAGCUGUUGAUGUCGCUGGGCCUCACACUUCAGAAAAGAGGGGGAGCCUGUCUGAAAGCAGCUUGAAUCACGUUGCCUUAUUUUCUUUGCAUGUUCUCUCAUAUUGCCCUCGUUCCACUGACUGUUACUUACGUGUGGGAGCUGCUUCUUAGCAGCCUGCCUGUGCUCACCUUGUAAUGACUUACACUGCUCUCAAUAAAAAGUUUUCUUUCUUGUUGAA